AUGCAAUUGAUCCACGGUUACGAUGCGCUCUGCGCCUCCCAUAUUGGGCUGGUACUACUCCUUAUCAGCUUUUUUUUUUUAGCUUUUGUUGCAUCUCGAACCAUCUAUAACAUUUAUUUCCAUCCUUUAAGCCGCUACCCUGGGCCUCGACUUUGGGCCGCUUCUCGACUACCGUGGAACAUUGUCAACCUUCAGGGCAACCUCGCUUGGAAAAUCCGCGAGCUCCACGAAAAGUAUGGCUCAGUUGUCAGAAUUGCACCUGAUGAGCUGUCUUACACGAGUUCUACGGCCUGGAAAAAGAUAUAUGGUCAGAGGUCACCAGAGUUUGCGAAAUGUUUUGACGGAAGGGGGAUCGCUGGGCCUAGUGUGACUAACCCAGCGAUUCGCAAUGGCGGCAUCGUGACGGCCGAGCAGGAGCCUCACUCUCGACUUCGUAAGGCAGUUUUGCCAGCCUUCAGCGACCGUGCACUAAGAGAGCAGGAGGAUAUCCUCCAGCUUUACGCAGGGAAAUUGAUGAAACAACUACGAUUCUCUAGCGAGAACGGAGCUCCUCAGGACAUGGUCAAAUGGUUUAGCCUUGCUGCCUUUGACAUCAUUAGCGACCUGGCAUUUGGACAGGCGGCUGGGUGUCUAGACGAUGCAUCCCAACCAUGGUUGCAAGUCAUUGGUGCUCGAGCGCAGGGAAUUGUCCGAUACCAGUUCGCUAUCUACUAUGGACUUGAAGCCUGGCUAGAAUGGCUCGCCCCAAAGGCCCAAAAGCUGGCUCUGAAGAGACAUGGCGAGUUGACUGCCGGCAAAGUCAAACGCCGACUUCAACAAUCCGAUAACAAAAGAGAUUUUAUGAGUUACAUCUUAAAAAACCCACAAGCUGACUUCAGCAAUGCCGAUCUGGUCAGGAUGGCGUCAGCUUUCAUUGUCGCAGGCAGUGGCACGACAGCUACUGCACUUUCUGGCAUCACCUUCUACUUGUGUAGCAAUCCAAAGACGUACACGGCACUAUCGGAAGAGAUCAGAACCGCAUUCCAGACCGAAGAUGAGAUCUCAAUGGCAUCGACAGGGGAGUUGAAGUAUCUUAAGGCAGUCAUCGAAGAAGGGCUGAGGAUAUAUCCCCCCAGCCCAAGCGCUCUGCCGAGAUUUGUGCCUGGAAGCGGUGAGGAGAUUGAUGGGAAAUGGGUUCCUGGGGGCGUGAGUCUGAUCCGCGACGAAUUGUCCAUGAAGGUGAUAGAAGCAAGCCGCUAA
Molecule: messenger RNA, 1239 nt
Organism: Colletotrichum paranaense
Lineage: Eukaryota; Fungi; Ascomycota; Sordariomycetes; Glomerellales; Glomerellaceae
Product: cytochrome P-450
Exons: 2
Coding region: 1-1239 (412 amino acids)
Molecular function (GO): oxidoreductase activity, acting on paired donors, with incorporation or reduction of molecular oxygen; iron ion binding; heme binding
Source: RefSeq, a predicted model, not a curated record